Vanessa tameamea is the source of this 1451-nucleotide messenger RNA. Its product is annotated as ankyrin repeat domain-containing protein 39. The record is from RefSeq and is a predicted model, not a curated record. Bases 13 to 531 code for a protein of 172 amino acids. NCBI's taxonomy places the organism in Eukaryota, Metazoa, Arthropoda, Insecta, Lepidoptera, Nymphalidae. The transcript has 3 exons. Gene Ontology annotation, molecular function: protein binding.
UUUAAGUAAGCUAUGGAUCAUAAAAGUGGUUGUACUCAUUCAAAUUGCAAUAUAACUACCCCAAAUGCAUCUGUGCACCAGACACUUUCAGAAAUGGAUUGGGAAAGGGGAAUAUGGAAUGCAGCAUUUUCAGGAGACACUGAUAGAGUGCAAUUAUUGAUUGACAAAACAAACAAUAUUUUGGAACUUGUAAACAGUGUUGACAAUUCUGGUUAUACUGCACUACAUUACGCUGCACGUAAUGGACAUGAUAAUAUAUGUAGUUUACUUCUACAAUAUGGAGCACAAAUCAAUGCUUCGACUAGGAGUGGCAAAGCUACAGCUCUACACAGAGCAUCUGCAGCAGGGAAAGAGAAUACAGUAGUUCUCCUUAUUAAGAGUGGAGCACAGCUAGACAUUCAAGAUGCAGAUGGUAAAACACCACUCCAUAAAGCGGCAGAAAAUCAAAAUCCUAACAUAGUGAAAAUUUUACUAAAUGCUUGUCCUAAAUUAAGAGACAUGAAGGAUAAUAAGGAUAACUUGGCCGUUUAAUUGAAACAAAAUCAUUUGAUAUGACCCUUUAUCAUUCAUAAUAUUACAUGUCCACUUAAAACAAUUUCAAAUCAUCUAUUUUUUUAAAUAUGCAUAUGUCUAAGUGUAUUUAUUUUUUUCAAUCCAAUUUGUACGAACUAUAGAUUAAUAAAUAGAAAUGUCAAAUUAAUUUACUUUUUAAAACAAGUUUAAAAGUAUAAACACUUGAAAAGCAAUAUUUACUUUGUCUUGGUAUGACAUUAAAUUACUUUCAUAUUUUGUAAAUGAAAUGUACUAAUAAUUUUUUAAACAGCAAUAUAUUGUGUAAGGAGUCUUGUUUUAUAAACAUUCUGUACAAAUUGAAUUGAAAUCGACUAAGUGAUAUUUUUAAUAUUAUAAAAAGAAUAUAAUCCUAAUAUAUUGGUUAGCUUUAUAUUAAACUAUUUCCUUAUUAAUUUAAUAAAUUUAUCAAAUGGGUAGGCAUUUAAAAUCGCUUAUAUUAUGAAUAUUAUAAAGUGACUGUUUCACAUUAAUUGAAAAACCCUGUUUUUCUUUUUAAGGAUAUUUGAUGAUUCUAAUACAAACAACAAAUAGAUCUUCUAAUUUAUUAUGUAUUCUCAAAGGAUUUUUAUGAAUGCUUACACAUUUAUAGUUAUAUACAGUAUUUAUUACAACAUUUAGUUAUUAUUGAAUGCAUAUAGGAUAUUCUUACCAUUAAUAACAAAUAAUCUGAGAUCAAAACCUAUCUUUCGUAGACAAUUUAUUAGUUUUUUCGAGAUAAUGUAUUUUAAAGAAAAAAAAAAAACAUUUCAUCUAGAAAAAAUCAUAAAUUACUAUAUUAUAUCACUAGAUGUAGUUUCCUUAAUAAAAAAUGUUUAUAUUUUCACUACUGUACACCUUUGUAUAUCUAGAUUUGAUCUUAAUUAAAAAAAAAAAAGAAA